Messenger RNA from Ilex paraguariensis (yerba mate), 2604 nucleotides. NCBI's taxonomy places the organism in Eukaryota, Viridiplantae, Streptophyta, Magnoliopsida, Aquifoliales, Aquifoliaceae. The record is from the annotation of a GenBank genome assembly.
AUGGCAGCUAAACAAUGUCAUGUUAUGAUGUUUCCCUGGUUAGCAUUUGGGCACAUGCUUCCAUUUCUUGAGCUCUCCAAAAAAUUAGCAGCCCACGGCAUCCGAGUUUCGUUUGUUUCAACCCCCAAAAAUCUGCAGAGGUUGCCGGCAAUUCCACAAAAUCUAGCUAUAAAGCUUGUGGACAUUCGAUUGCCAUCAGUUGUUGGUUUGCCAGAAAACUGUGAGGCCACCAUUGACCUUCAGCUAGAACAAAUUCAGUACCUGAAAAAAGCAUAUGACCAAUUAGUCAUUCCAUUUGAAGAACUCCUGCAAAAGGACUUACCAGACUUGAUUCUUAUCGAUUUUUCUCCAUAUUGGAUCCCAGAAAUCGCUGCUAAAUUUGGCGUUGCUACUGCUUUCUUCAGUGUAUACACAGCUGCAACAUUGGCAUACUUGGGGCCACCAGUCGAGCUAAAAUCUGGUUGCCAACGUACAAGCCCAGAACAUUUUACAAAGGCACCAGAUUGGUUCACUUUCUCUUCUCUAAUUGCCCACAGGCCUGAUUAUGCACCAAGAAUGUUAAAAAACCUGCACUAUCCUGACAUAUCUGGCGUUUCAAGUGGCCAACGGAUUGCUAAAAUAGUGGAAAAAUGUGAGUUUGUCAUAGUAAGAAGCUGUAAAGAGUUUGAGGAAGAUUAUAUUACUCUACUUGAGGAACUCUACCAAAAGCCAGUUCUACCAAUUGGUUUACUCCCACCAAUUUUGGCAGAGAAAAAAAGUGAUCAUGAUGCUGUUGAUUCAAGCUGGUCUGUAACUUUCAAAUGGUUGGAUAAACAGAAGCCAAAGUCUGUGGUCUUUGUGGGAUUUGGGAGUGAGUACAAGAUGCCUAUUGAGCAAGUCCAUGAGUUGGCCUAUGCACUUGAACUUUCUAAGCUGCCAUUUAUAUGGAUUCUUAGAAAACCGAAAAGUUUAGAUAGUCUGGACCUACUGCCUCCUGAUUUUCUGACUCGAACCUCUAACCAGGGUGUUGUCAAUCUUGGUUGGGCACCCCAAUUGGAGAUACUUGCUCAUGCUGCCAUUGGAGGAUGCUUAUUCCAUUCUGGUUGGGGUUCCAUUAUAGAGUCAGUUGGCUUUGGACACCCACAAAUUCUAUUGCCAAUGGUGGCUGACCAAGGUCUCAAUGCAAAGCUGUUGGUGGAAAAAGGAAUAGGCUAUGAGGUCCCUAGGAAUGAAGAUGGUUCCUUCAACCGAGACACAGUUGCCAAAGCCAUGAGAAUAGUGAUGGAAGCACCAGAGGGAGAGCUGCUAAGAUCGAAGGUUACUCAGAUCGAAUCUGUUUUUGGAAACCAGGAACUUCACGACAAUUACAUAAACAAGUUCAUUCAGCUUCUGGACAAGUCUAGGAGCAGGAACAAGGGAUAUCAUAAAGCGGUAUUUCCUACAAAUGGAAAACACCUAUGCACGAAGAGCAUAAAGUUUGUAAACAUCCCAUUGCCAUCAGUUGCCGGUUUGCCAAAAAACUGUGAGGCAACCAUUGACCUUCAGAUCGAGCAAAUUCAGUAUCUGAAGAAAGCAUAUGACCAGCUAGUCAUUCCAUUUGAAGAGCUCCUGUAUAAGGACUUACCAGAUUUGAUAUUAGCCGAUUUUGCUCCAUAUUGGGUCCCAGAAACUGCCGCUAAAUUUGGCGUGCCUACUACUUUCUUUAGCAUGUUCACCGCUGCAUCAUUAUCGCCUGAUUAUGGACCAAGAAUGUUACGAAACGCGCACUAUCCUGGCAUAUCUGGCAUUUCAAAUGGCCAAAGGAUAGCUACCAUAUUGGAAAAGUCUAAGUUCAUCUUAGUAAGAAACUGUAAAGAGUUUGAGGGAGAGUAUAUCAAUCUCCUUGAGGAACUCUACCAAAAAUUCGUGCUACCAAUUGGUGUACUCCCACCAAAUUUGGUAGAAAACAGAAGCAAUAAUCCUGUGGAUUCAAGCUGGCAUAGCACUUCCAAAUGGUUGGAUAAACAGAAGCCAAAGUCUAUAGUGUUUGUGGGAUUUGGGAGUGAGUAUAAGAUGCCUAUUGAGGAAGUCCAUGAGUUGGCUUUUGUACUUGAGCUUUAUAAGCUGCCAUUUAUAUGGAUUCUUUGGAAGCCGAAAAGUUUACAUAGUCUGGACCUUCCGCCUCCUGAUUUUCUGACUAGAAUCUCCGACCGUGGUGUUGUCAAUCUUGGUUGGGCACCCCAAUUGGAGAUACUUGCUCAUGCAGCCAUUGGAGGAUGUCUAUUCCAUUCUGGUUGGGGUACCAUUAUAGAGUCACUUGGCUUUGGACAUCCUCAAAUUUUGCUGCCAAUGGUGUCUGAUCAAGGUCUCAAUGCUAAAUUGUUGGUGGAAAAAGGACUAGGCUAUGAGGUCCCAAGUAAUGAAGAUGGUUCCUUCAGUCGAGACGUGGUUGCAAAAUCCAUGAGAUUUGUGAUGGAAGAACCAGAGGGAGAGUUUAUAAGAUUGAAGGCUGCUCAGAUAAAAACUAUUUUUGACAACCAGGACCUUCAUGACAAUUAUAUAAACAAUUUCAUUCAGCAGUUGGACAAGUUAAGAGCAAGAACAAGGAAUACCACUAAGAAGCAGAGGCUUAAAUGUCCCACCUAG